This is a messenger RNA of Theileria orientalis strain Shintoku, 5775 nucleotides long. RefSeq lists its product as hypothetical. The coding region runs from base 1 to 5775 and encodes 1924 amino acids. Lineage: Eukaryota; Apicomplexa; Aconoidasida; Piroplasmida; Theileriidae. The transcript has 7 exons. The record is from RefSeq and is a predicted model, not a curated record.
AUGGAAGGAUCCAUGAGUGGAUUAAAAAUAGCCUCCUUCAUUGUUAGAAACGAUCUAGACGAUCUAUGUCCAGAAUAUCGACUUAAACGGCACAUAAACAAGUCUUUUAAGAAGGUCAAAUUGGAUAAGUUGAACCUAGAAAAGGAGCUGAGCAAACUGAAGGAGUUGGAAAAGGAAGUCGAGUAUGUACUAUAUAAACCCUUUCAAAAUGACAAGAAUCUGGCACUUUUGUACCUGUUAGAAUCGCCAAACUGCACGGAGCUGUUGGAACUGUUAAAAAUAGACGACACACAGACGAAGACCAGGGCCAUAAGUAUGUUAUUGUUUAUACUAGAAAAGAGAGUGUACAGCACGAACAUGACGUUUAGCCCAUUCAAAGAAGCAGGAAAUGAGCUAAAUCUGGCUAAAAACAUACUUAACUUGUUCAGCAAAGCCAUGGAUUCCAUAUUCGUGAACGACGACGUUAUCAUAAAUUACACGUUGAAGUUAAUCUUCGAGUGCGUCAAGAGGCUGAACCUUGAGUAUUUGAGCAGAUUCCUAAGUAACUUUAACCUUAUUAAGUAUUUAAACAAGUGCCACGUGACAACACACCCAGAUGUCAAUUUCACAAUCUACAAAGCAUUUUUGUCACUUUUUGAAUCACCGGAGGAUGAAGAGAAAGGUUUAAGUAGGAACAUGUUGAACUUGAAUGGAAUGGAAGUGAGUCUGAGAAGAACACUUAGUUCGCUUAAGUCACUCUUGACGAGGGAAGAGAGCGAGGAAGGUGAAGUAGGCGCGGGGACGAACCGUAACGGUAAAAGGGCUAGCCCAACUGAGUCAUUGGAAGGGGAGUCGGAGAGUGAGAAGGAGGACCUGUACUACAGUAACGGGAAGAUUAAGCUGGCAAUAAUACUGCUCUUGGGAAUUAAGGGGGUCAGGCUGCAGAAGGACCUGGUACACCUGGUAUUCAGCCACUUCAAACACGAGCACUGGGUGACGCAGGUAGCACUAGCACACCUGGGCGUGUGUUACCUGAGCAGGUGCUUCCAGAGUCACUCAAACGAAGCAGCCGAGAAGAAGUCGAUGGAGUACCUGAUUAACAACGUAAACAACAGCAUGCUGCAGCUUCAAAAACUGGGAAUGAAAGUGGCGAAGAGCAGAUUGUACGAUUAUGCAAAAGAUGGGAUACUUCGGGAGUUUAUACUGGUGCUUAACGGAAAUGUGGAAGACAGCAUGAUAGUGACCCUGCUUCUUAAGUAUGACUUGUGGUUCAUUAGCAAAGAGUUGGACGGACUGUAUAGAAUCAACGGGAAUGUGUAUAAGCAGUACGUUAAUCAAAUUAACGUAGGAAGUGCGAGCAGUCACGCGGUCAUAGUUGAGAUAAUGGUGAAGUACCUGAGCAGAGGAUUCGACCUGCCGGAAUACGUGACGAAGGGCACGCUGAACUCGCUUCUCUCGAGCAAGAGCAUGAGUCUGCUGAACAACGUGUUUCAACUCUUCAUAAAGAUCAUGGACACGAAUCAAAGCAGCGACGCGUUGCCGGACAUAAAGACGAUAAUCAAUUUAAACCCAGCAACGAUUAAGAGCAGUGAGGAGGAGAGAGGGAAGUAUGAAUUGGAAGCACUGGGGAAUUGGCUAGAACUAUUGUACAGAUCGAAUUUCGGAGGCCUGAAAGGAGUGUACGACCCGCUGAAGCUGUUUAAAAUAGCGAAAGUAUCGGAGAAUUACACACUGGUGAGUAGGUACCUGCUGGGAUUUCUUAAAAAUAAGUCGGCACACGCAGUGGAUAGGGAGAUCAUAUCGCUGAAAAAUGAACACGGAUCAGUAAGUUUGGAAGAUGAAGAGGCGUUGAAGAGAGUGAAAAUAGACAUGAAUCUGAUGAGUUGCGUGUACCAACUAGGGAUAAACGACAGUCUAGUCAUAAGCAACCUACACUACAAGUGCCUCAAGUUACUGCUGGCACGCUACGUGCUGGUUAACGCAAUACUUACGUACCACUCAGAGGAAUCGAGUGAAGAAUUUGAGAAUAAGCUGUUACAACAAUACAACAAUAAGUUGAGGCGUUAUCUAAAAUUGAUACUAUCGAAUGUAUUAGCAACCACAGGAGACGAGGGGAAGAUGGAACAGUACGUGAAGAACGUAAACAGCGUGUUCCUAUCAAACGUUAUCAUAGUGAUGUACAAUAUAAUAAUAAAGAGUAACCUGCAGUUGCUGUACCCACUGAGGGAAGUGAAGGGGGCUCAAGCAAGCGGAGUCUUCAUACAGCAGUACAAGUGCCUCAACUGCAUACUCAACGGAUAUUUUCAGGGAAACAUAUACAUGAAGCUGUUUUUUGAGAUACUGCUACAAGUUUCGAAGUAUCCGGAGUCAUUUGAUGUGAAUUUGAAGUACUACAGGUGUGUAUCAUGCAAUGACUACUACGUUAACUUUGUUGGACUCUUUGAUAGCAAGUAUGCAGAGUUGCAGCUACUGAGGAGGGAUUUAGUAGAGUACAACGAGGGCACAGGAGAAACGGAUAGAAAUAAGUCAGUGAUUAAGGAUAAAGUAGCAGUAGAGAAGAAAUCAGUUGACAAGGAUAAAGUGGCAGUGGCAGGGGAGAAAAACAAAAGUAGAGUGUUGGUAGGAGAUAACCUGAAGUCGUUUACACAAUACGUGAAUAAGAUAUUGAUAUACUACGUGAAGGACGCGGAAACAAGAGAGUACCUGAAGAUGCAAGUACUGAACGUGGUGAAUCACCUACAGUCACCAUUAGACUACUUUACCACGAGGGAUAGCGUGAUAAGUGGGAGUACUGCAGUGGAAAAUAAGAGGUUGGAGAUAUACAAAGGGCUGGCGCAGAGCAUAUCUAAGUUGGUGGCAGAAAGUAGAGGUGAUGGUCAGACCAGCAAUAAGAAGAAAAGGAGUACUAUAACGAGUGGUAAGAGUAGUCACAACCAUACAAGUAGUAAGAGUAGUAACAAACAUACCAGUGACAAUAGUCAUAGCAAUGUGUACGACGUUAACACCUGCGAAGGUAGAACGAACAUAUUGUUGUCAAAUAUAGAGAAUGUGCUGAGUAAAAUUGGUAGUAUGAAGGAAACGGAAACGUUAGAUUUAAAGGAAAUGGAUAAGGGAAUGAAUAUGGAUACAGAAAACAGUCUGUUAGAUUAUGUCUAUUGCUAUGUAGUUAAGCUGAUAGAAACAGAUAAGUCGUAUAAGAAGAUAAAAAACAUACUGAAGCCAUGUAGAGAAGAAUCGUAUGAUUUGGGACUGUUGUCAGAUUACGUAAUGAAUAAGCAUAAAACAAUGUCCAGACAGUUGAUGCAUCUUUUGAGCAUAGGACUCAUUUUGGGUGAAGAAAACCAUGAAAUUAAGAGCGAAAUAGAGCUUAAAAGAGAAGGUACUGUGAAAAGUAGUACAGGCACGAGUCACGCGAAUAAUAUUGGCGACAACGCUAUUGGUGUCCCUGGUGCAAACAAGAGUGAUGGUAUUAGUAUUGGUAGUACGUCAAAUGGGAACAAUAGCCCGAGAGGAGAUGCAAGGAGGGAGUCUACUAGGAAACUGAUACUGUUUAUGAUAUUGGUGAAUAACAAUACGGAGUUGCAGGAACUUAUAAUUAACAAUAAGCGGACGUUUAAACUGCUAGUAAGUAAUCUGCAAAGACUAAAACAGUGUAGAAACAAUUGCACGUACUUUACCUUUGAUGCGGAGAGGAGCAAUAGGAAGCAUAGAAAAGUGAUGGCAGAAAUAUUAUACUCGGACUGGUUUAUGGAAAAGUGUGAGUUGAUAUUGAGAAGGAAGUACUACUACUUGGGGUACUCAAUAGAAACGAAGCUGUACAAGGUGGCCCUGAAGAUACUGUAUUUCAUGUUCUAUAGUCUGAAGCACGAGGACACGAGGAAGAUGGAUAAAGAUAAAAGGAAGAGGGCACUGGGAAGAUAUUACGUGCUGCUCAAGGACAUCUAUAAGUGCACGAACAACAAGGACGAUGUGAUGAUAAAGCAGAUAGUGUAUAAAAUCAUUCGAGUAUCGAACAAGUUGGACAAGAAGAGGCAAAAAGUGAGGGUGAGGGAGCCGUCGGAUGAUUUGGAAUUCUAUCUGAAGCUGCUGGAUAUAAACCACUUUAAGCUAGUGCACUACUCGUCAAAUAUUGAGAAAAGACUAAAAGUUGACUGUUUGGAUGGUAAGGUGGUUGGUGGCUGCAGUAUACACAGGGAUUGUAAUAACAGCAAUGGCAAUCUAUGCAAUGGGCCAUAUGGGAAUUCUAGCAAUCAGUACAACGGUAAAUGUGGAAGUGGUUAUAAUACGCACAAUCACAGUCAUUGCAGUGGUUAUAAUACGUACAACUGCGCGUGUGGCAGCGUAAAUGGGAAUCACGAAGAUGCCGACGAUGUUGAAGCUAGGGACGAUAGGGACUGCCACGGAUAUUUGAACAACUGGUUGAUAUACAACAAAGCACUGGUGUUCAAGACGUUUAAGGGAGGAGACUUAGGACAACUGCGGCUGAAUUUAACACUUUACAAUCACAACAAAGAGGACAAUGGAGCCAGCGGUUACGAUGAAGAGGACAAUGGAAUAUUAGAUGCCAAUAGAACUACAGUAGAUGCCUACAGAUUCUCAGGACAUUGCAAUCACUCAAGCAGACAGGUGGAGUUGGAAGAGUUUACACGGUGCAACAAAAUUAUGGAAGUGGAGGAGGUCCUGGAUUAUAGAGGUAAUAGUACGGCUACUAAUAGUUAUAAUGACCAUGAUAAUGAUAGCAGUAGUGGCAAUGUUGGAAAUGAUAGCAGUAGUCGCAAUGUUGGAAACGAUAGCGAUCAUGAGGUAGAAGUUGAUUCUGUUACUGUUUAUGUUGAUGGUGUCGCCACUGAAAAUGGCGUGAAUGUUACUGCUGAUGAUGGCAGUGGCAGUUCAAGGAUAAGUGGUAAUACUGACCUGGACGAGGAUUUGAUAAACUCACUCGAGUGUAGUAAUAGCUACUACUACAACAGUGUAGUUGACGCACUUCUACUCCACGAAAAUGCUAACAUUGGCAGUAGCUAUAAGCACUCACUGACUGAAGACGAUAUACUGAUAUCGAAGCUGACGGCGUUCAGCAGUAGGUUGAACGGGUCGGAAGAAGUAAACAAGAACGAAAUAAUGUGCUCCCUGAUGAUGCCAGACUACUAUAAGUACGAUUUGGAGUAUCUGAUGGGCUACGUGUACAAGUUGCUGCUGAUUCAGUACUAUUCACAGGGACCAACUAGCAGUUCUCCCAGUAAAAGGAGGAAGUAUGAAUUUGACACCGUGCACGUCAGCAUGAACAACGUGGUUAAGUUGGUGCUGUGUAGGCUGGCAGUGAACAGAGAUGAGCCUCUGCUGACGAAGAUGAUUAAGAUCAUAAACAGAGUCAACACCGACGCAGACCUGAAGUACAUUCUCUACCACAUAAGAGUCAACAGGGACCUCGAUGAAAUGAUACACAUCAUCAGCUUGUUUAACACAGUUGGCCAAAAGAGAGACCGCAAACAGGUGGAAACGGACAGAAGAGUGACUGAGCUCGACAGACUCGUGCUGAAGAGCAACAUGUCGCACCUGAGCGAAGAGGACGCGAGGGAAAUGGCCGGAAGGGUAAACAGACUGCUGAUGAGCUCACUGCUAGAUGGAGAGACUCAGAUGUACAAGGUGGUCAAAAUACUCGCCAAUUUGCGGAAAAAGCACCUAUCGUUGUUCAAGGGGCUUUACCUGGACAACUAUAUCGCAGCACUCAAGUCAACCGUCAGGUUGAACAGAGAAAACAGAGUUUUUAUCAAACUGCUGAGUAGAUUAACUCUGUGA